AUGGAGAGCACAGAGGUGGAGUCGGACAUCCUGCGCCGUGUCCGCACGCUGCUGCGAGAGCUGGACGGUCACCACCCCGCCUGCCAGAGUGACCGAGGGAUGCUGCGAUGGACCCUGCAUAAAAAAAUCGACCAGAAUCCCAGUAAUAGCUCCAUCCUGGUCAGGAUCCUGGUGAAGGAGCUGGAAAGGGCGGAGCGAGGUGACUUCAGACAUUACAUCAUCCCUUUGCUGCACACGCUGAUGUACACCUUGAUAAAGGCUCCCUGCAUCUCUGACGAGCUCUGCAGCAGAGUGUAUGAUUUCUGUAAGAAGCUGCUCACCCUGCCCAAGCCAUUCUGCACCGUCGGUUUGGACUACGCCAUCAGGCUGAAGAUGGAAAGGACAGCACCGGGUAUGUUGUACCAAAGAAUGGUCAUUUCCGAACAAAGUCUUAAAAGUGACCCGUACCCUUAUCAGGAAAAGAUUUUCAUCUUUGCUGAUCCGAAGCUGCUCUCCGAAGCCAUCUGCAACGCGCUGGUCACCGACACGGAAGCAGCUCAGGUCUCCCAGAGUCCCCGGGCGUGCAUGUGCUAUGUGAUCAUCCACACCAUGCAGGCAGCCCUGGGCGAGGGCUGCGAUGUCAGCGGCUUGAAGAGAAGCCUCCAGGAUAUGCCCACGAGCGACGUCGAGCACUGGUUCCAGCAAGUGGUGGCGGCAGUCGAGUGCGCAGGACACGAGGCAAGCGCAGACCGCGGCCAGCACGCAGAGAGGCUGGAAAAGAUUUACCACGCCGUCCUCAGCGCCUCGCAAGCAGGCAAUGCUUCCUCGGGAGGGCUGCAGGGUACCCCUCUGCCCAACCCCAACAUCAGCUUUCACCUCUGGACAGAAGACGACCAGCUCUGGAAGGAAUUGGUGCUGUUCAUCCGCCCACUGUCGCAGAGCUGUGAGCCCAACUGCCUAAGCCAGGACCUGGACAACUUUGAGAUCCAGGACAUCAUUUCGGACUGCGAGUGCUGCGAGCAGACCCGCUUCUCCGUACUCUCCACCGACAGCGGCAUCGAACGGGACCUGCCCACAGCAGCUGAGGAGUCCUUCUCCCCUUGCAGUGCCGAGACAGAGCAAUCCCGGCUCCAGAGGAAGGGUGGCAUUAAAAAAAAACAGUUGCCACUGGAAAGUGUGGCCUUCCUGCAGACUGGAUGCAAUGGUCCCGGGGCAAAGCCCCCAGCAAAGCCACAGAGGAGACCGGGCAUCCCCCCAGAGCCUGCAGCCCCGCUCCAGAGGCUCCACACUGCCCGCAUCGUGCUGCUGGGGGACGACCGGAUCCUGGGGCGCCUGGCCCAAGCCUACCACUCUUUGAGGAAACGAGAAACACGGCGAGUUUUCCUGACUCCCAGGCUGAACCUGCAGUUCUACUACAUCCCGGUCGUGACGGGGCAGCCAAACACCUUGGCCGUUGCGGACCACACUACCAGCGGCCAAGAGGAGCUCUGCGAGGUGGCCGGGUACCUGGGCAGAGCCGACCCGUGGUACGAGAGCAACAUCAACACGCUGUGCCACAUGAUUCCCAAGCUGGCCACCAUGCCUUCCUCUCCAAGCAAACAUCUUGUGACUGAUCUGUUCAUCACUGAUGUGAUCGCAUACUACGUCCGCAUGGGCAUCCAGCCCGUCUGCUUCCAGGUCUAUGCUGUGAAGAUUUUCUUCAAUGACCCGGCGCAGGAGCCGGCCGAGGAUGUGUUCCUCACGGAGCUGCGCACCCAGGUGCAGGAGAGCAUCUCCCACAGAGAGUUAAGCAUGACCAAGAAGAAAAUGACCCUGGAUGGCCCUGGCAUAGAUCUCACUGUAACAUACAGAAAGGUUGUGGUGAGCAACCGGGCAAAGGAGCUCACAAUGUCCCUGCGCUCCACAGGUCUGGUGAUGAAAGCCAUCCCCGCUGAUGAGGCUGAAGACCUGGUGUGUCUGAAUGUGAACAUCACUGAAAUCAUUAGGAUCAACAACUUGUCGGGGCGAUCAUUCUCAGCUGUGGCAAACAGGUUGAAAACACGCAAUAUCAAAAUCAGGAGCACGGAGCAGAGACCCUUCACAGUGUGUCUGGACAAGGACAGCAGAAGAGUCUACAGGAACGUGAUCAGUGUGGAAGUGUCUCCUUGCCUAGAGCCCAGCUACUGCUUGCAAAAGACGAGGGCAAUGAAAUUCAGUCUGCACGAAACAGAAGAUGUGGGGCUUGUGAAAUACCUGCCCAAGUCUCUGCUGUUGCCCAUCAACACAUUCGCAGGCGUCAUCCAGUGA
Charadrius vociferus (killdeer) is the source of this 2265-nucleotide messenger RNA. It is a transcript of the gene PIK3R6, whose product is annotated as phosphoinositide-3-kinase, regulatory subunit 6. Gene Ontology annotation, biological process: G protein-coupled receptor signaling pathway; positive regulation of MAP kinase activity. Gene Ontology annotation, cellular component: phosphatidylinositol 3-kinase complex, class IB. The record is from RefSeq and is a predicted model, not a curated record. Lineage: Eukaryota; Metazoa; Chordata; Aves; Charadriiformes; Charadriidae. Gene Ontology annotation, molecular function: 1-phosphatidylinositol-3-kinase regulator activity. The coding region runs from base 1 to 2265 and encodes 754 amino acids. The transcript is spliced from 19 exons.